AGCAACGACCGGGAUAGGGGAUCACAGUUUUCGUUGCUUAUAUUAUUAUAACGAAAAACAAAUUAAAAACAAAAGUAACCAUGCCCUGCUCGGCCAUAACUCUCUCGUUGGGCACGAUAACCGGCAUCAUAGCCACGGCUCUCCUGAUCAUAGCCUUCCUCACGGACAAUUGGCUCUACACGGAGGUCAAGCGAGCGCAGAUACAGCAAUACGCAUCCAAACACCCCGAACAGACUCACAUAGUCGAUCAGAUAAACAAGAAGUACUACUACUACACGAGGACGCAGGGACUGUUCAGGAUAUGCUAUCCCAAGGAUCGGCCGCCCACAGUGCAAACGUACUUGAGCAUGGUCGAGACGCACUGCCACAACAUCAACUACUUCCUCUCGAGUGACGACGACGACCAGAUGAAGGCGUUCACCGAGGACGCGACCACUCGGCUGAAUUUGGGACGAGGGGUACUCAUACUGUUCAUUUGCGCCUUUGCCUCGAUAUUCGUGUCCCUCUGGACCGGCUUUAUCGGCUGCUGGAAGAGGUCGUACGGCAACAUCACCGCCACGGCCAUUUUCAUGCUCCUUGCCUGUUUGCUGAGCGCCGGGGCGAUGGGCGUGUGGCACGGGGUCGAGUACUACGAGAAGGAGAAAAUCGUCGGCGAAGAGUACUACCAGCAGUGGAGCAACGUGCUGAAGGACAACUCGGUGAUCUCGUACGACUGGUCGUACAUGGUUGCCUGGGUCGGCGUCGGCUGGUCCCUCGUGAGCGCCAUACUCUUCAUCGCCUCGGCGAUAUGCCUGAGGGGCGAGAGAAUGCGCGAGGAGGCCAUGAACAUGCAGUACCUUAUGCCAGUCUAUCCGCAGAAACAGCAGUACGCGUACGCGGGCUAUCCGGCCCCGGCAGCCUACCCUGGGCCCUAUUACCACGGAUCCCAAAGCUACGCGACCUACAACUACUGACAAGCCCCGGGGAGCUGCGCUUGAUCAUCAUCAUCCGCACAGGAGCGUCAAGCCUCUUGCGUUCGACAACGUUAUCAACAAGAGUGAAUCGUUGCUAACGACAGUGUCGCCUCUUUCGACUCGAACAUUAAUUUUAUUCCUUUCCGACAAUAAAUUACUUACAUAUACAUUACAUGAAGACGCGGUACUUUUGCGUAUCGGUUUUUUCUCAAUUAUAACAUACGUAUACGCUGCGCGCAAAGUAUAACAAUCAAUUUGGCACGCGCGAUAUUUCUAUAUAUUUUUCGCCCCGUCAUUCAGAGUCGCCCAACUUGUUGAUGUUCUUGUUAUUUCGAUCGCUAUUGAUUUCAAUAUUUUUUACUACUCAGCAUUACACUCGUAGACUCCAUAGACAAUAAUUAUGAAUAACAAAACCUUAGCGCAUACUCGACUUAAUAUUAUAUAUAUAAUAUAUGUAUACACGCGCGCGCGUGUGUGUUAGGUACAUACUAUCGUGUAACGUAACGUAAUUUUAUGUAUUGUAUAUCACAUUGUAAUACGUUAUGCUUAAUUAUUAUCUGUUUGGUGCAUUAUUUAGUUGACGCAGUGUAAUUGAUACGUUGUCCACGAAAAAUACACGCGUGUAUCUCGUCGUUUCGCUGAAUAUUGUGUACGUCUAGGUAUAUGCUGUCAGUCACGUUGAUUCGAGUGCGUCUUGAAAAAAAGAGAGUAUAGUCUCUCGACUCAUUUACAACUACUUAUAUUUUUGUAAAGGUUUACAAAUAAUGUGCACUAGUGCGUAAGGUAGCGAUAAGUUGGCGGGGAAGGAGGACUCGAUGAAAUUUUAAAUUUCCUUAGAAAUUAUUUUGAACGAACAUUUGGAUGUUAUGAAAUAACACUGGUAGGUUCAUUACGGUUUAUUAUUUUUUUAGUGCAAUAAAAAAAAAAGAGUAUGUUUUGUUCUAACAAAUAAGUAUAAUCAAGUUUUCACUCUGUAAAACACGAUUUUAAACUGCAUCAUUAUAUACACUGCCAUAAUACUUUGGAAGUGCGUUUUUACGUAUAUUAUUAGACAAAAAAAAUAUAUAUAUAUAUAAUUGAAUUUUUUGUAUGUAUUUGAACGGAAAAAAUUUAAUAAAAGUUUAAUUAUU
Molecule: messenger RNA, 2083 nt
Organism: Copidosoma floridanum
Lineage: Eukaryota; Metazoa; Arthropoda; Insecta; Hymenoptera; Encyrtidae
Cellular component (GO): membrane
Source: RefSeq, a predicted model, not a curated record